AUGCAAAUGUCUUGGUUUAUCAAAGGUUUGAAAUAUAUUCCACGAUGUCAAAGUCGAUUUUCAAAGCAAUCUAUCGACAAUAUAGUCAAUGAGCAAUAUAAGACAUUACGUUCAGUUGUUCAAGGUUGUCUUGAUGAUUAUCGUGUACAGCUGAUAGAAGCGCGUCAGAAAGAGGGUUUUCCAUAUUUAAAAUGUAUGCUGUAUGAGCUUCAAACCAAAAAAUUACCACAUAAACUAUACAAACGUGCACAACAUGAACGAAAAAUAGUGCGAAAUAUAAUAAAAAUGUUACGUCAUCGACCUGAUAUUACUGUACGUCGAACGGACAAAAGCAAAGUGUUUUAUAUUGGGAAUGUGACUAUGUUUGCUAGGAAAGCUUCAAAAUAUAUGAUCGAAACAGAAGCAUAUCAAGAGAUUAUGAAUGAAGGAUGUGUCUUAUCUGAAAAUCUCCAUUUAGUGAGUGUUCUUUUAAAAUCUCUUUUGAAAAAAGGUGCCCUUACUCAAGAACAAUACAAGAGAAUGACUCCAAGAGUAGAUUCAUUAGAAUUGGCUCAUCUUCAUUUUAUUCCCAAACCACAUAAACCCAAUACACUCUUAAGGCCCAUUGUAGCUGCUAUUCAUGCACCGGCAACUGAAAUUUCAAAAUUUCUUAAUGAUCUAUUAGCACCUCUUUUUCUACGAGCUGCUCGGCAAACGACUUUUAUUAAUGGCAUCGAUCUUGUUCAAGCAUUAGAAAAAUAUGUCACCAAUGAUCAUUUAAAACCAACCACUUUAUUUAUUACGUUUGAUGUGGAAAAUCUUUAUACAAUGAUACCUCGUCAAGGUGCUUUAGAAAUCUUAUUACAAUUUCUCGAGCAACAUUUACAUCAUAACAAAAUUGGUUCCAUACGCAUUGAUGAUAUUAAGAGAAUGGCACGUCUUGUAUUGGAUACAAAUAGCUUUGCUUAUGAACAUAAAUAUUAUCGACAAAUACGCGGUGGAGCGAUGGGUUCAGCCUUCACACGAACACUAGCCAAUAUUUAUAUGUUAAAUUGA
Molecule: messenger RNA, 1035 nt
Organism: Rotaria sp. Silwood1
Lineage: Eukaryota; Metazoa; Rotifera; Eurotatoria; Philodinida; Philodinidae
Source: the annotation of a GenBank genome assembly